AUGGGUCUUUUAGCAUUAGGCACGCCAUUAAGCUGGCCAGAGGCGAAGAAAGCCGCAAAUCAAGUAAGAGAAUGGGGGAUCGAGCAAUUACUCACUAUAUGGCGGAAGGCCAAGAGCAAAGAACGUGAUGCGCUCCUUUGGGGCGACGAGAUUGAAUAUCUCGUCGUUGCGGUGGACGAGGAACAAAAGAAGGUGCGACUCUCGUUAUGCCAGGCCGAGGUCUUGAAUGAGCUGGCACGAGACACCGAGUUGGCGAAGGAGGAUACCGUGGUUCCCGACUUACAAGAGGAUGCUGUUCAGAGCGGCACCCUGCCAACCUUCCACCCCGAAUUUGGCCGCUUCAUGCUGGAGGCGACUCCGGGCAAGCCAUGGGGCAUUGGAUUCAAGGACUUACUUGACGUCGAGUCUGACAUGAAAACCCGACGAGUCAUCGCCAAAGCCCACAUGGACCCGGACCAAUAUCCCAUCACCCUAACAACAUUCCCUCGUCUAGGGACACUGGACGACUAUACCUCGCCGUACUAUCCUCCCUCCGGUCCGAUGUUACGAUCGCAGUUCGUCCCCGAUGAAAUCGCCAAUCCACACAUCCGCUUCCCCACGCUGGCUGCCAACAUCCGCGCGCGCAGAGGACGAAAGGUCGAGAUCAACGUGCCCGUUUUCCACGACAAAAACACGCCAACCCCGUUCAGCGACCCGACCGUCAACUACGACCUUCACAACUGGCCGGAAGACGACGAUGUGCGCAAGGGCGCCGUCAAGCCUGACUGUGUUUAUAUGGAUGCUAUGGCGUUUGGGAUGGGCAGCUGCUGUCUGCAAAUCACCUUCCAGGCCAAAAACAUCCGUGAAGGCCGGAUGCUCUAUGACCAGCUCUCCCCGCUAGGGCCCAUAUUGCUGGCCCUCACUGCCGCCACGCCGAUCUACAAGGGGUUUCUGGUAGAUACCGAUGUACGGUGGAACCAGAUUUCUCGCGCCGUCGACGAUCGCACCCCAGAAGAACUCGGCGAGGCGCCUCUGGAGCAUGACCGCUGGCGCAUCCCGAAAUCCCGCUACGCCAGCAACAGCACGUACAUCGCGGAAGAUCCGCGCCUACGACCAGAAUACAUGGACCCACAGCUGAUUGUCGACGGAGCGCUGAAGCAGAAACUGCUCGAUGCCGGCAUGGACGAGCUACUGGCCACUCACUUUGCACAUCUCUUCAUUCGCGACCCGAUCGUGAUCUUUUCCGAGGAUCUGAAACAGCUGGAUCCUGAAGGAUCAAACCACUUUGAAAACAUCCAGAGCACGAACUGGCAGCACAUGCGGUUCAAGCCUCCGCCACCGGACGCGGACAUUGGAUGGCGGGUCGAGUUCCGCAGCAUGGAGAUCCAAAUUACGGAUUUUGAAAACGCCGCGUUCAGCAUCUUCAUCGUACUCGUGACACGGGCGAUCUUGAGCUUCGAUUUGAACUUCUACGUUCCCAUCCCACGCACUACGGAGAACAUGGAGACCGCGCAUAUCCGAGACGCGGUCACGCGGCAGAAGUUCUGGUUCCGAAAGGAUCCAUUUCCCCGCCGAAGCCCCCGGCAGUCUCCGGUGUUGAACGGAAUUGGUGAGUCAGAUGGCACACUAGACCAGAACCAAGGCCUGGACACUACAAGAACGUCCAGCAACUGCCCCCAAACCCCCCUCCCUUCCUAUGGACCGGUCGAGGAUGAAUAUACGUUGAUGAGUAUCGACGAAAUCAUCAACGGCAGCCACGCCACGACAUCGACAGGUGACGGUCAAAGUGAGGGAUUCCCCGGUCUGAUCCCCCUGGUGGAAUCGUAUCUCGACAGCGUCAACAUCGACGUGGCCACACGAUGCGACCUGGAACGCUACCUCGACCUCAUCCGGAAACGCGCCAAUGGGACAUUAUGGACGGGCGCCAAGUGGCUGCGCGAGUUCGUUCGGUCACAUCCGGAUUACAAGUUCGACAGCGUGGUGAGCGAGCGUAUCGUGUAUGACAUGUUCAACGCGGUAGAAGAAGUGGGCAAGACCGAGGGCAAAGACGGGGCUACGGGGUGGGAGAUGUUCAGUGCGAUAGAAAGGAAGAGGGGUCUCGAUGAUUAA
Messenger RNA from Capronia epimyces CBS 606.96, 2088 nucleotides. RefSeq names its product glutamate-cysteine ligase. The record is from RefSeq and is a predicted model, not a curated record. Gene Ontology annotation, molecular function: glutamate-cysteine ligase activity. The transcript has 5 exons. Gene Ontology annotation, biological process: glutathione biosynthetic process. Gene Ontology annotation, cellular component: glutamate-cysteine ligase complex. Lineage: Eukaryota; Fungi; Ascomycota; Eurotiomycetes; Chaetothyriales; Herpotrichiellaceae. The coding region runs from base 1 to 2088 and encodes 695 amino acids.